AUGGAUACCUCCCAAAGAAUAAAGAUUUUCACUUGGAAGUUUUUGCAAAACACUCUUCCAACAAGAGAGAAAUUAGGCUCAGUUCUUGAUGUGGAAACUCAGUGUAUUUUCUGUAAACAUGCCAUUGAAUCAACUUACCAUGUGUUCUUUGAUUAUUCUUAUGCUCAAGCAGUAUGGAAUCUACCACCUAUGGCAUCACAGGGAGUAAACUAUAUCUCUAAUAAUACUUCUUUCUUAGGUAAAUACAAUGAAUGGUUGACAGGUGACAUAAAUUCUGUAUCUAUGGCUCUAGCUGCAACUAAAUGUUGGUUCAUAUGGAAAGAAAGAUGCCUGCGUGUGUUUGAAAAACAAGAAAGAACACCUGAACAACUUGUUGUAGAUAUCACAAGGCAAUUUGCAUAUUGGCAUCCACAAACUCUUAACAGUGACACAACACAACCUAGAAUUAAGACAGUGAUGCUUAAUCCAUGGAACUUUCCUGCAAAAGAUACUCUCAAAUUAAACUGUGAUGCCUCUUGGGUUUCAAAAUACACUGAUGCAGGUUUUGGUUGUGUGCUUCGUAAUUGGUUAGGAACAGGCAAAGAAGCAACAAUGGGAGUUUUCAGAGCAUCAACAACAGAAGAAGCAGAAGCUCUACCUCUUCUGCACACUACCAGAUGGGCUAAUCAGAAUAAUCUACACAAACUGGUCAUAGAGGGAGACAAUCAACUCACUAUCAACUAUCUGCAGGGGAAAUCUGUUUCAGUUCAAUGGCAAAGUGUACCUAUUUUGGAAGAAGUUAAAUCAGAAUCAUCUAAACUAGUUUAUUUUUUUGGGCUUUAA
This is a messenger RNA of Papaver somniferum (opium poppy), 822 nucleotides long. RefSeq lists its product as uncharacterized. The transcript has a single exon. Gene Ontology annotation, molecular function: nucleic acid binding; RNA-DNA hybrid ribonuclease activity. Bases 1 to 822 code for a protein of 273 amino acids. The record is from RefSeq and is a predicted model, not a curated record. NCBI's taxonomy places the organism in Eukaryota, Viridiplantae, Streptophyta, Magnoliopsida, Ranunculales, Papaveraceae.